Messenger RNA from Macroventuria anomochaeta, 1028 nucleotides. Its product is annotated as dihydrodipicolinate synthetase. The coding region runs from base 1 to 975 and encodes 324 amino acids. The record is from RefSeq and is a predicted model, not a curated record. Gene Ontology annotation, molecular function: 4-hydroxy-tetrahydrodipicolinate synthase activity. Lineage: Eukaryota; Fungi; Ascomycota; Dothideomycetes; Pleosporales; Didymellaceae. The transcript is spliced from 2 exons.
AUGCCUUCUCAAGUCCCUCCUGCUGGUGUUUGGUGCCCUGCGGUUACCCUGUUCGACCCAGACACAGACAAGGUCGAUUUUGAGAACCAGGCACGCUACUUCCACUACCUCUCUACCACAGGGCUCGCAGGCCUUGUGAUCUUGGGUACAAAUGCAGAGACUAUGCUGCUUACGCGGGAAGAGCGCAAAGCGUUGAUCGCGACUGCACGGCGAGCCGUAGGGCCCUCGUUCCCCAUCAUGGCGGGUGUCGGUGCGCACAGCACCGCACAGACACUCGAGUUCAUAUCUGACGCAGCUGCGGCUGGCGCGAACUCCGUGUUAGUCUUGCCGAACGCCUACUUCGGUGGCGCUACUACACCCCAGGUUCUGGAGAACUUCUACGACCAGAUCGCGGCUCGCAGCGAAUUGCCUCUUGUAAUCUACAACUUCCCCGGCGUGUGCAAUGGCGUCGAUCUCUCAUCAGACUUUAUCGAAGCCAUGGCCAAGCGCCACAGCAACAUCGUGGGCGUCAAGCUAACGUGCGGCUCCGUGGCCAAAAUCACGCGUCUCGCAGCCGCACUGCCCAAGGAGAGGUUCGCUGUCUUUGGUGGCCAGGCCGACUUCAUCAUUGGCGGUCUCAGCUCAGGCUCCUCUGGAUGCAUCGCUGCUUUUGCCAACGUUACCCCACGAUGCAUCGUCCGUAUCAACGAGCUCUAUUGCCAGGGCAAGCACACAGAGGCUCUUGCUCUGCACCAGAAGACUGCGCUCGCUGAGCAGGCGAUCAAGGGCGGUAUUGCGCCAACAAAGUACGCUGCGGCAAUUCACAGCGCUACCUAUGCCGGUAUCCAGGACGCCCCCGCCAAGAUGGCACCGCGUAGGCCAUACGUUGCGCCAGCCGCUACUGUCCAAGAGAUGGUCAGGUCGAGGACGGCGGAGGUUGGGGAGAUCGAACAGAGCCUGCCUCUUAUCAACAGGCCUAUCUCUUCGAAGAUAUGAUGAUACGAUGUUGUGGAGUUCGGUGUGGGUUCAUAGACAAUCAUAGACUCAUC